UGAACAACGGCGCGGUGGGUCACGUGACAGCAUCUGCUGCUGCUGGCUGAGCGAAGCGUGUUAGCAGAUUUUUCUAUUUUGUACAUACAUUGUUUUGUAUAUACUGUAUAUGAUGACUUCAGUGGUCAGCAAUCAAGCCCGGGGAACUCGGGACAGAACGCUGCCCACAACCACACAAAAUACACAGCCACAGAAACAGAUACAGGCCACAGCAGAACAGAUUCGUUUAGCCCAAAUGAUCUACGACAAAAAUGAUGCUGACUUUGAAGACAAGGUCAAACAGCUGAUUGAAGUAACUGGGAAGACUCAAGAUGAGUGCAUGGUAGCCCUCCAUGAUUGCAAUGAAGAUGUAAACAGAGCCAUCAAUUUUCUGCUGGAGAGCAACUCUGACACAAACUCCUGGGAGACUGUGGGGAAGAAGCGGAACCUUGGGAAAGAGGGAGGACCCUCAGAGAUAAAGGAGAGCAGGGAGAAAAAAGGAGGAGAGAGGGAGGCCAGUCGUGGACGUGGGGGCUCGAACAGGAGGGGCAGAGGCAUCAGCCGAGGGCGUGAAGGUCGGUUAGAGGAGAAUGGAUUUGAGGUGGCUCCUGGAGAGAGAGGGGGCGACCGUGGACGCAGGGGACGGGGCAGAGGGGCAGGGGCUCGCGGUAGAGGAAGAGCAGCUGCUGGCAACCGGUUCUCCUCCCAGGGAAUGGGCACCUUCAAUCCAGCUGACUACACGGCAAACUCUGGAGCUCGCCAGGAGACAUGGGAAGGGGACGGCAAUGAGCCUGCUGAGGGAACUGGAACAUGGGGAGGCAAUCUGGAAGACUGGAAUUCAGAGGACUGGAAUGAGGAUUUGUCUGAGACCAAAGUAUUCACUGCCUCUUCUGCUCCAGCAAACCACGUCACACCUGGACACAAUGUGGACCUGGCUAGCCUACUGCCUAAGGCUGGAGUGGCUGUAGGAGGUUCCAUGGACUCUGACUUGGGGGUGAUAGUUGAUGGCCCCUCAGCAGAGGAUUUGGGCCAAAGCCUGGUGUUUACCAAUUCCCACCACAAUGGACGCACUGCAACACACAGCUACGCACACGCCACAGCCAACAGCUAUGCCCAUGCCGCCUCUGCUAGUACCACCUACGCGCAUGCUGCACUGUCUUCAGUCCUGGGUUCUGGUUUUGGCUCUCUGAAUGCACCUAAGCCGACACCUGCCUCUGACAUCAGGACAUCAGAACAGCUCAACGGGCCUCGGCUUGGUCAAAGAGCCAGUCAGACGUUAUCCACUGCCACCAGCAGCAGUAGUGUUUCCAAAGAUGCAGGGCCGCCUCCAAUGCAAAGUCCUGCUCCUGCCUCCUCUCCUUCUGUAGACAUCAAGGCUCAGCGAGUGGAGAAUGGCCCUAUUACUGCCCAACAUUUGGAGAUGAAGCUUCAGCCAGAGCCAUCAGCAGUGCUCAGCCAGUUGGCUCAGAGGCAACAACAGUCUACCAUCCUUUCCACCACAGAGUCUCUGGGCCUGUCACAUGCACCACAGGUCCCAACACCACCAGGUCAUGAGUCCUCCGUCCCUCCUGUAAGAGAUGGAGCUUCUCCAGGGGUGAAGCUGCCAGGCAUGGAGCCUCCAAUCACAGAACCACCUCAGCGGCAGCUAAAGACACAGAGACGCAGAGUACCGCCUCCCUCAAAGAUCCCGUCGUCAGCAGUGGAGAUGCCGGGCUCAGCAGAUAUAUCUGGCCUGAAUGUUCAGUUUGGAGCUCUUGACUUUGGGUCUGAGGCUGGUAGUUCAACAGUAGACAUGGCACAGAUGGAGCUGACCAGGGAACAAGCCCCUGCUCAGGCUCCAGCUCCAGUAGCUCCAGCACCCAUGUCUGCCCCUACUGCUGUUCCCACACAGCAGCCACAGAGCAGCCUGUUCUCUAAGCCAGGAUCUGUGAGUGACCACAUGAGCAGCUUACCCUCAGCUGUGUCAGAUCCCAGCUUCCCCUCACCAUCUUUGGGCUUACCCAGUGCCACGCCCUCUCCCUCCAUGGGUCUUCCCAGUGCAGCCGCUCCACCCUCUUCUGCAGCCCCUACCCCAGCCAACCGUGUGGAGAACAGUGGCCCAAGGUCUCUGCCACCGCAUCUUGGCUUCUCUCAGAGCAAAGAUGUCACAUCCGCUGCUGGUGGACCUCUCACAAAUGGCUACAGUGGGAUGAAGACACAGAGCACACAGGACACAUCGUCAUCAUCUAGGACAGUGAAGACGGAGUCUCCUGUUAUGACGAGUGACAGUGGCCCAGGUCACCACAUCCCUUCCCCUGCAGUCACACCUUCCCACUCAACACCCAUUCCCUCACUCAGCAGUCAUGUGAACAGUACUCACUCGUCUGGAUCGGCCCUCGCCACGAGUUCCUCCCUGACGAUAAGUAAUGAGGACAGCAGCAGUGGCAACCUGCAUGCCUUUUCAUCAUCAUCGUCCAGCCAAGUUGUUAAUCCCAGUCCUUCAGCCCCCCUGGCUGUCAGCAGCUCAACCACCAAUGGUCUUCACCCAUCUGGAGCACCAGGACUAACUCCUAACGGCACAAACACCUCACUCUCAAUUUCAGGCAGCCGCACAGCACCCCUGCUCACCACCACCUCUGGUAAAGCUCCUCCCAACUUGGCCCAAGGAGUGCCGCCUCUCCUGGCAAACCAGUACAUCAUGGGCCCUGGUGGCUUGCUCCCUGCUUACCCGCAGAUCUAUGGAUAUGAGGACUUGCAAAUGCUGCAGUCUCGCCUUCCUAUGGACUAUUAUGGUGUAACAUUCCCUGGUACUACAGCUGCUAUGCCUGGAAGAGAUGGCCUGGCCAAUAAUCCAUAUUCUGGUGAGGCAACAAAGUUUGGUAGGAAUGACUCUUCGUCUCCAGCUCCACCAACCAGCCUGUCUACAGCUGGAGUCCAGUCGCAGCCCCAGCAGGCACCACAGGCAGGGACACAGGGCCAGGGCACAGGACAGAGCCAGGGUCAGCAGACACAGAACCAGGCCUUCCUAAACCCCCCUCUGCCCCCUGGCUACGGUUACACUGGUCUGCCAUACUAUGCUGGUGUGCCUGGGGUUCCUUCAGCCUUCCAGUAUGGCCCCACCGUCUUUGUGCCUCCUGCUUCGGCUAAACAACCUACAAUGGGCCUGGCCAACCCCUCAAAUCAGUAUCACCAACAGCAUCAGCCCAGUUACGGACAGCAUGCAUAUGGCACAGCCUUUGAUGACCUGUCUCAAGCCCACGCUGGGGAGUACAGUAAGGGAGGGUACGGAGGCUCUGCCCAGUCACAGGCCAAGUCAGCGGGCAGCGGCCCAGGGAAAGAUGAUUCUACAGUCAAGAGUGUUCUGGAGAAAGCACCAGGACUGUCAGGAUCAGGUACCAGUGGAGGAGUACCUGACAUGGGAGGUUCAAUCUACAGCAAAACACAGUCAUUUGACAAGCAGGGCUUCCACACAGGGACACCGCCUCCCUUCAGCCUACCUUCAGCACUCGGGGGAACGGGGCCCCUGAACCCUGGGGGUGCCCCUGGCUAUGCCCCUGCUCCCUUCCUGCACAUCCUGCCACCGCACCAACAACCCCACUCCCAGCUGCUGCACCAUCACCUCACACAGGACGGACAGGGUGGUCCUGGACAGCGCAGUCAGUCCAGCAGCAUGCAGCAGAAAACCCAAGGCAGCAAGUCCAGCUACGGCAGCUCUCCCUACUGGGCCAACUGAGGAAUGCUUCCCACUCCCUCCUCCCCCAAAAGGCUGUGUGUGUAUGUGUGCGCGUGUGUGUGCGGGUGCGUGUGUGUGUGAGUGUGUAAAGCUAAAACAAAAAAAGCAAAACCGAAAGACACACUACCCUCACAAUGAGCAACCUUGGGCCUCUUUGCCCUGCUCCCCCCACCUCCACAAGUCCUCAUAAGUCUUUUGGGUUCUCUCUUCCCCCCCUUUUCAAAAUUGGUUGUACAUGUAAGAUAUUUAUGUAUGUAUUUAUAUAUAUAUACUGUAUAUGUAAUAGUAGAACAUGAAAUGUGGUUGCUGCAUUUUAUUUUUGAAGGACUUUUUGUUUACUUUUUUCAAAACUGCAGGAAAAGAUGUUACAUUAAGACAGAAUGAGUUGAUGGUGAGAGAGCGAGUGAAGAAGAUAAUUGAUCAAAAACUUCCUGGAAGAAACCAGAAAAAGGAAAAGGAGAGAGCUAUAGCACUGAUUGCAUAUGAGGACAUUUCAGAUGGGGGUGGGGUUUAUAAUAACUAACUGCAUCUGUCUCCUCUUUUUUUCUUUUUUUUUUUUCUUUUUCUCUUUUUUUUUUAUACAUCCUGAAUGACCGGCUCAUCCCCCAAACUUCAUUUUGUAGCUUUCUGUCUUUCCCCUCCUGCCUCUCACUCUCUGUUCUUCUGGAGGGCUGCCUACUCUCCUUGUGUCAACACCUCCCCUUUAAAGACGGACCUGUCCAUCUAAAUUUUAUAUUUUAAUUUAAUUUUAACCCUCAUUUCCCGUGAAAUAAAAAUUCUGAGCAGUUGGAA
Seriola aureovittata is the source of this 4483-nucleotide messenger RNA. Its product is annotated as ubiquitin-associated protein 2-like. The transcript is spliced from 30 exons. Gene Ontology annotation, molecular function: protein binding. The record is from RefSeq and is a predicted model, not a curated record. The coding region runs from base 110 to 3691 and encodes 1193 amino acids. NCBI's taxonomy places the organism in Eukaryota, Metazoa, Chordata, Actinopteri, Carangiformes, Carangidae. Gene Ontology annotation, cellular component: cytoplasm; nucleus.